CGUAUCGGUUAAUUAUGUUUACUAAUUUUUUUAUUUUAAUAGUGUCAAUGAUCUACAAUUUCAAUAUAACCAAAUCUCAAAUCGUACCAAAAGUGGUAGGGGGUGGCCCCGCCAACAUCAGCUAUUUUCCUCACUCUGCGUUUAUACUAAUCAUCAAAUAUACCGGCGGUUUCGUAUGUGGUUCAUCCAUUCUGAACCAGAAAAUUCUGUUAACCGCGGCACAUUGUAUCGAUGGCCCAUAUCGAGAAUCUUACGUCUAUACCGGCCAUACUGACAAAACAUUAGGAGACAAAUACAUAAUAGCUGCCAUGAAGCCACACGAGCAUUACAAUGAGCAUACUGUUAGUAAUGAUAUAGGCCUUAUUUUGGUGAAAACCCCCAUCAGAUUCAGUAGUCUGGUACAAAGGGUUGCACUCGUAAGAUAUCCACCGAUAAGAAAUAGAGCUGCUGUCGCUGGGUGGGGUUUGGUCUCUGAAGAACCGGAGAUGGGAACUCAAUUAUUACAUUAUGCCGAAUUGAAGGUGUGGACAUUCGAAGAAUGUCGAAGGUUUAUAUCCAGUUUGCCAAGGGGCUGCUUGUGUGCCGGAUCGCUUGAUGGAAAAACAUAUGCUUCAAGUGGGGACUCUGGCAGUGCUCUGAUAGUGAAUGAUUACAUCCAAAUCGGCUUAGUCUCGUACAAGAGGCCGACUCUCCGAAAUAUUGUAGCCUUUUCCAAUGUCUCUUACUUUUACAGUUGGAUUAAACAUAAUGCUAAACGAUUGUACUGCAAAAAUGAAUAUAAUUAG
This is a messenger RNA of Maniola jurtina (meadow brown), 785 nucleotides long. Its product is annotated as chymotrypsin-1-like. The record is from RefSeq and is a predicted model, not a curated record. The coding region runs from base 15 to 785 and encodes 256 amino acids. Lineage: Eukaryota; Metazoa; Arthropoda; Insecta; Lepidoptera; Nymphalidae. Gene Ontology annotation, molecular function: serine-type endopeptidase activity. The transcript is spliced from 3 exons. Gene Ontology annotation, biological process: proteolysis.